CUAUGAACUAAUCUGAUGCACAAACUUCCUGGAGGCAAAAUGGAUUCAAGUUUCCUCAUUUUUUCACUCAUAAUUUUGAAGCUAUCAAUGAUAGAGUCUUCUGGAUCACAAUGUAGUACAGGGAAAUGCUGUCAUGCAGACUAUCUUCUCGUCAGAGAUAACACUUUUGACUGGAUAUAUGAAACUGAGGCUUAUGAACCAUCAUGCCCUCUAAUCGUUAGCCUCCAGUUUUCGACCCAAAACGUAGGAACUCUCGAGUCAUGUUUCGCAAAAGCAUGUGCUCUAAAUGCUAAUGUAGUCACCUACGGGCACCUUAGAAGUUGCAAAAUAUUCAAAUGUGAGUCAAAUUCAAAUCAAAAUGAUUGGGAUUAUAAAUUUAAAUACAGUGGUAAAAGUGGUUAUGAACGGACUUAUGCAAAGCCACAUUCAUAUAGUCCAGGAUGUAACAAUUCUCACUUCGUAAGACGGACAUGGAUGAUGGGACACACAAAUGUGGCAUCUAAAUGCAGUUUAACUAGGCCAAGGUCUGUCGUUGAUGUGGCCGCGUGCAUGAAAGCUGCAUGUGAUGAUAAAGCAAAUGUGUUCAACUUUUACCCUGGAGAGGAACCACAGGCUCUUUGUGAAACCAGAUAUUGCAGAUUUGAUAAAUCAAGGAAUGAUUAUGAUUUUGAAAUCGAAGAGAUAACAACUUCUGGAAACAAAACUGUUGUUUACAUUUACAGCUUAUCACACACUCAAAAAUCUUGGAGAACAAAAUAUGACCAAAUUCCAACAUCUUUGUCAAACUUUGAUUUCUGUACACAAGUUGAAUUCAUACCACAUCCAAGUUCAGAAAUUUCAGAAACACCGGAACACUUUUGUGAUUUCCGCUCAAAUCUUUUGAUAACAUUUCCAAAUGGAUCCAUACAAACAUGGAAUUGUGGGGGACACUUAGAAAACAUUGACACAGGAAAUGUUGGUUGUUAUGCAGAUGAAAAUAAACAAAUGGCCACGAUGACUUUUCUCCCUUAUCCAGGAACCCCGAACUGUGGCGAUUCAAUAUUCAUGUUGAGAAGGUUUCACACAGAGUGUACCAUGUCAAUGUGUGAUACAUUUCUCGAAGUUCCUGAAGCCAAAGACCUGAGACAGUGUAUGUUAUACGCCUGUCAACAUGGUGCCAACGUCAUCAACUUCAUGGCAAUAUCUAAUAAUUACUCAAGUGGCAUCAUUUGUGAUUUAAGAUUUUGUGGAAAACUUCCAAAUGGUGACUAUGACUUUAAAUUCCAAACAAGUAACUCUUCUCUUAGAUUCCCAUAUGCAGUUUUUGCACUUCAGAGUGAUCCUGGAGCUACGACAAAUGCACAAGUGGAUCAACAACCAGAUUGUGAAACAGUCCUAAGAGCCUUAGCGAUAACUGUGACAGUUAUUGGAACAUUGCUCCUGGUGUGCAUCAUCGUAGUCAUAGCAACAUGCCUUAAGUUGAGGAAAUCCGCAGAAAAUCCAAGCAAAGAUGAACCAAAGUGUGUGAAUUUGAGCGCAAUCUUUAAUAAAAAGCCAGAAAAUAUAUAUCAGAACUAAUAAAAAUGGAAUAGCUGACAAUUCCAUUUGCUUAUACUUUCUCACAUCAAAAUGGCUGGUAUUACACUUGGAGUAAGCUUCAAGAAAAUAUGCAAAUGUGUAUCUCUUAAUAUAAUUUCAUUUUUCGAUACUUAUUUUCAGAUAUCUUUAACUAUCACUUAGACUUCCCUACUUUGUAAAUUGUGAAACUGAUGAAUCUUUUUUAAAAGCUUGCUUAGAAUUCUUCUUAAAACAUAAAACAAAUGCAGG
This is a messenger RNA of Owenia fusiformis, 1806 nucleotides long. NCBI's taxonomy places the organism in Eukaryota, Metazoa, Annelida, Polychaeta, Sabellida, Oweniidae. The record is from the annotation of a GenBank genome assembly.